Molecule: messenger RNA, 2293 nt
Organism: Fukomys damarensis (Damara mole-rat)
Lineage: Eukaryota; Metazoa; Chordata; Mammalia; Rodentia; Bathyergidae
Gene: Bmerb1
Product: bMERB domain containing 1
Exons: 6
Coding region: 184-798 (204 amino acids)
Biological process (GO): negative regulation of microtubule depolymerization
Cellular component (GO): microtubule cytoskeleton
Source: RefSeq, a predicted model, not a curated record
CCCUGCAUCCCUCCCCCUCCUGGGUACCAGUGCGCUCCCGGGCGCUGGCGGCGGAAGAGAUGGAGCAGCGUCACGAUUGUCCAGCCCCUUAAAACCCUGCUGGCUGAAGCCGCCUCCCUCCCUGCAGCCCGCAGUAGGGAUGGAGUAAGGAGGGACCCUUCGACCUGCCCGCGGGGACCAGCGAUGGAGCUAAAGCAGUCCUCGUCCACCCACCUGGAAGCUGAGAAACCUUUGAGGCGGUAUGGGGCGGUGGAGGAGACGGCGUGGAGAGCAGAGGGACUGGGGAGAAAUCAGCUGGACAUCAUCUCCAUGGCAGAGACAACCAUGAUGCCAGAAGAGAUCGAGCUGGAAAUGGCGAAGAUCCAGCGCCUCCGGGAAGUCUUGGUCAGACGGGAGUCUGAGCUCAGGUUCAUGAUGGACGACAUCCAGCUCUGCAAGGACAUCAUGGACUUGAAGCAGGAGCUGCAGAACUUGGUCGCCAUCCCAGAGAAAGAAAAAACCAAGUUGCAGAAGCAGAGAGAGGACGAACUAAUCCAGAAGAUCCACAAAUUGGUACAGAAGAGAGAUUUUCUUGUGGAUGAUGCCGAGGUGGAGCGGUUGAGGGAGCAAGAAGAAGAUAAGGAAAUGGCUGAUUUCCUGAGAAUCAAGUUAAAACCUCUAGACAAAGUAACCAAAUCUCCAGCCAGCUCCCGGGCAGAGAAGAAAGCAGAGCCCCCACCUAGCAAGCCCACGGUGGCCAAGACAGGGCUGGCACUCAUCAAGGAUUGCUGCGGAGCCACCCAGUGCAACAUCAUGUAGCCCCCACAUGGGGUACCCCCGGGGCUGCGGGGAUCCCCUCCCACCCUCUUGUCAUCAGAGCCCCCACUUCACCGGGGCUCAAGAACUCUUCAAGGCAGAAGGGGUUAAAGGCAAGCCUGUGACUGCCACCAGGGGCCAUGGCCGUGGCAGGCGGGCCCAGCCACCCUGUACAGAGUGUAGCAAUAGGAGUCCCUCACUGUCGCAUGGCCCUCCCCAGAGCAUGCCGAACCCAGGAGUCUGUCUCACCAUUUAUCCAACCACCAGGAAAAGUCCUCCCUCACGAAAGUAUAUCCCCACUUCUCUCUAGCUGUAUCUAACCCACCAUGCCGAAUGAACUGGGAGAGGGGCGUGAUCCCCAGGUGUGUAUAGUUCUGACUUCUCAACAAUCCAGCACCACGUUGGACAUAUCCCGCAUCCACCUUCCUAGCUCUGCCAUCCGGCCUGGCCCAAAAGGGCACAAGUCCCCGCCCUCGUCCGUCCUCUCCCAGGGAGAGUGCUCUGGAUGGCUCCACCCGGCCCAUGCGUCUCUCAGGUGCCAUGAGUAUCGCCUUCUUGGAGACCGAUGGCCGGCCUGUAAACACUGAGCUAGGGUGUGCUGUUGUACUCACAUCUCCUGCUUCCUCCCACCCCAUGUCUGGGCCUGAUUCACAUCAGGAGGGGUCCGCUAUGCUCUUGGCUGAGAGUUGCAGUCUCCCACACUGAGGUCAACGAGGAUGAGAAGGAGACCUGGAGACCAGCAGAUGCUGACUCAGGUACUCUUCACCCACCGGGGGCCGCUGCAGGAGCGCUAGCAGGAUGCGCCCCACCGGCCGGACACAAGACCUCCGUGAAGAACAGGCAGGAGAGGCAGCCUGACCCAACCGUGUCCCGUCAUGUGGUGGUGUAUUUGAACCAGCCUAAUAACCCCGCCUGUGUAGCUUGAUGUACAUUUGCUACAGCCAGCCCGGCACAGCCUGUGUGACCUCUUUACGUGUAUGUGUGUCGUGCCCGGCCUAAGUAGUUAGCGUAACUCAAGACUCACUGAUGUGCAAUCAUCCAUCAGAGAAAAUAAAAGUGGAAACCACGUACGCAUUUUAAUAGUUUUUACUUUUCUUCUUGAUUAUAGAAGUAAAUCAUGUACAUAGUAAAUAAUUUUAAAAGUAUACAAAGCAUAAAGAAGUUGUUUUUUUUUUUUAAAUACCCACGAGUCCUCUAGAGACCUCUGAUUUUUUGGCAUGUUUCCUUGAAGUAUUUUUUAUGCAUUUUGUUUUUCCUGCUUGACAUCAUAUUGUACCAUUUUAUAACAAAAAUUUCCCCCCACUUAUCACUAGAUCACUAUGAUUUCCUUGCAUCACUAAAAGCUCUUUGUAAACAUUAAACACUCUUUGCAAAUGUUCAGAAUGGCUGCUUAGUAAUCCAUCUUGUGAUUAUACCUGUCACUCAUCACCAUUUCUUCAUUACUGGGCUCACACUUAGAAAGUGUCCUGUUUUCAGUAUUGUAAUAAUGUUAUGAUAA